CAGAACUUGAUCAUAAGAGGACACCAUUGCGCACGUGGAAGAGCGCGUAUAACCUAUAAAGUGAAUGUAUUUAUAAGUAAAUAAAUAUAUUUCUAUUUAAACUGAAGUUAAACCUGAAAAAUGAAUUACAAACUUCUAGUUAAUUCUAAAAAUCCAUCGACAGAAGCCUUGAUAGUAGCAGAAAUAAUUAACUCUCAAAAGAAGGACAAAAUUGAGGUAAUUUGGUGUGAUGAUUGGAAAGGUGAUGGAGAUGUACAAUUAGUAAACAAUGAAAAUAAAGUAUUGGGAGAAAGGAGUAAUGAUGUUGGUCGUUACUUUGCUAGAACUUCAUAUUUAGAACUUUAUGGUGGUAAUGGUCCUUGUGAAAAAACUGAAGUUGACCAUUGGCUCUCUUUUGCAAUUGGACCUUUGGGAUCUGUUCCAUUAAAAGAAAGUGCAUUGCAAUAUUUGGAUGAUGUAUUGAUGACUGCCACUUGGUUGGUCUCUAAAAAGUUAACAUUAGCGGAUAUCCAUGUAUUUUGUGUUCUUCUGAAUAAGGAAUUUUUGCCAACAUUUGAGAAAAAGUUUGUUAAUAUAAAUAGAUGGUAUAAACAAAUGCUUUCAUUGCCUACUGUUACAGAGACAUUAUCAUCAAUUAAAAAAAAUGCUAAAUUACCUACUUGCAAUUCUGUGAAAUCUGAAAAAGUUGUCAAACAAACAGGACAAAGAAAGCAAGAAGGUAAAUAUGUUGACUUGCCAGGAGCAGAGAUGGGUAAAGUUGUGGUGCGUUUUCCACCAGAGGCAAGUGGAUAUUUACAUAUUGGUCAUGCUAAGGCAGCCUUGUUAAAUCAGUAUUAUGCAGAAGCAUUUCAAGGUCAACUUAUUAUGAGAUUUGAUGAUACAAAUCCUGCAAAAGAAAAUGUAGAAUUUGAGAAAGCUAUUCUAGAAGAUUUGGAGUUACUGCAAAUUAAACCAGACAGAUUUACACAUUCUUCAGAUUACUUUGAUUUAAUGCUAGAAUAUUGUACUAAAUUGAUAAAAGAAAAUAAUGCAUACGUAGAUGAUACUCCUGCUCAUGUUAUGAAAGAACAACGUGAUCAAAAAUUAAUGUCAGCAAACAGAAACAAUUCUGUUGAAAAAAAUCUGCAACUAUGGAAUGAAAUGCAGCAAGGUACUCCCAAAGGUCAAGAAUGUUGUGUUAGAGCAAAAAUUGAUUAUCAGUCAGCAAAUGGUUGUAUGAGAGAUCCAACAAUUUAUAGAUGCAAACCAGAACCUCAUCCUCGAACUGGAACAAAAUACAAGGUUUACCCGACGUACGAUUUUGCCUGUCCCAUUGUUGAUGCAAUUGAAAAUGUUACUCAUACAUUACGUACAACAGAAUACCAUGACAGAGAUGCUCAAUUUUAUUGGAUAAUCGAAGCUUUAGGAUUGAGGCGUCCACAUAUAUGGGCAUACUCUCGUUUGAAUAUGACUAAUACGGUUUUAUCUAAAAGAAAAUUAACCUGGUUCGUUAGUGAAGGUUUGGUUGACGGAUGGGACGAUCCACGUUUCCCUACAGUAAGAGGUAUUUUGAGGAGGGGAAUGACCGUUGAAGGAUUAAAACAAUUUAUCAUUGCUCAAGGUAGUUCAAAAGCUGUCGUUUUUAUGGAAUGGGAUAAAAUAUGGUCAUUUAACAAAAAGGUUAUUGACCCAGUUGCCACUAGGUAUACUGCUUUGGAUUCUGAUAAACUUGUAACUGUACACAUAAAAGAUGCGAAGGAAGAAUGGUUGACUGUUCAAAAUCAUCCAAAAGACUUAUCAAAGGGCACUAAACAAGUAUUAAUAAGUUCAUAUGUAUACAUAGAGAGAGAUGAUGCAGACAUGUUGGUCGAAGGCCAAAAUACUACUUUUAUUAAUUGGGGCAAUAUAAUGAUAGAAAAAAUUGAAAAAGAGAAUGGCGUUAUUAAGCAAAUAACAGCACAUUUAAAUUUAGAAAACAAGGAUUAUAAAAAUACAUUGAAAAUUACAUGGUUAGCAGUACCUGAUAACAAAAAUGAUAAUGAAAACAAGACCAGUCUAAUCCCAUGUUAUGCCGUUUACUUUGACCAUAUAAUAACUAAGCCAGUGUUAGGAAAAGAUGACGACUUCAAAGAUUUCAUUGCAAAAGACACAAGAAGAGAGGUACAAAUGAUUGGAGAGAUUGAAUUAACGCGAGUGAAAAAAGGAGAAAUAAUUCAGUUGCAAAGAAAAGGCUUUUUCCGUUGUGACGUGCCAUAUGCUCCGGCAAGUCCAUUUUCUUCCAGGGAGCAGCCCUUAAUUUUAUUCCACAUACCCGAUGGACAUUCUACAAGUACAGCAAAACCUGUUGUUAAAGAAACUUCUCAAAAAAAUAAUAAAGUGCAGGAUGCAAAUGUAAUCAAUGAAAAAAUUAUAGCUCAAGGUGAUAAAGUACGUUCUUUAAAAUCUCAAAAAGCAGACAAAGCAACAAUAGAUGCAGAAGUAAAAAUGCUUCUGAGUUUGAAAGCUGAAUAUAAACAGAGUACUGGCGUAGAAUGGAAACCAGGAAUGGUUUCAAAUAAAUCAUCAGAAACGACACCUUCUGAUAAUAAUAAAUUAUUCAAGGAUAUUGUAGAUCAAGAAAAUAAAAUUAAAGAAUUGCAAUCAAAGAUAAACGAGGAAAUGCUACGUCUUUCAAAUUUAAAAACAAAUUAUAAAAAUAAAACAGGUAACGAUUGGUCGAAAUCAAGUGACCAAAAUGUAAUACAAGUUACAAAGACGUCAGCAGAAUCAGAUAUUGAAAAAUUAUCUAAUGAAAUUCAAAAACAAGGCGAUAAGAUAAGGCAAUUAAAAAGUUCUAAAGCGGACAAAAGUACUAUUGAUGCAGAAGUAAAAGAGCUUUUAACUUUAAAAUCGAAUUAUAAAUCUGUAACUGGUCAGGAUUGGAAACCAUCUGUUGCACCAACAGGACCCAAUAAAACGCCUGAACAUGCAACGAAUACAACUAGUCAUGAGAAAUUAUCUGAAGAUAUACAGAAACAAGGGGAUAAAGUAAGGCAAUUAAAAGCUGCAAAAGCAGAAAAAGGUAUUAUUGAUCAAGAAGUAAAAUUACUUCUAACGUUAAAGGCUGAUUACAAAACAGCAACAGGAAAAGAUUGGAAACCGUCUGUUGCACCAACAGGACUCAAAAAAACACCUGAACAUGCAACAAAUACAACGACUAGUCAUGAGAAACUAUCUGAAGAUAUACAGAAACAAGGGGAUAAAGUAAGGCAAUUAAAAGCUGCAAAAGCAGAAAAAGGUAUUAUUGAUCAAGAAGUAAAAUUACUUCUAACGUUAAAGGCUGAUUACAAAACAGCAACUGGGAAAGAUUGGAAACCACCUACUACAGCAGAAGCUAAGGUAUCGAACAAAGAAGAAACUCGUACUAAUCAACUUUUGGAAAGCAUACAAAAGCAAGGGGAUAAAGUAAGACAGUUAAAAUCAUCUAAAGCAGAGAAAAGCAUUAUUGAUCAAGAAGUAAAAGUACUUUUAGAUUUAAAAAAUGAUUAUAAAGUAUUAACUGGUGAGGAAUGGAAACCAGCAAAAGUUGAUACAUCAAGUAAAAAGAAGAAACCGGAAAAUACUUCUAAAGUUGAAAAACAGAAAACAGUUCCUAGUAAGGAAGUGAAUAAAAGUGAAAGUACAAAAGAUGCAGAUACACUUAAAACUGGAACCAGAUUAGGCCUAGAAGUAAAGAAAGAGGAAAAUUUCUUUGAAUGGUAUUCUCAAAUUAUUACAAAGAGUGGUAUGAUAGAAUAUUAUGAUGUAUCAGGUUGUUACGUUUUUCGUCCGUGGAGCUUUGCCGUUUGGAAAAUAAUAAAAGAAUAUAUCGACACAGAAAUAACAAAAUUAGGUGUUCAAGAAUGUUACUUUCCUAUGUUUGUUACACGAACAGUGUUAGAGAAAGAGAAAGAACAUAUAGCUGAUUUUGCACCGGAAGUUGCAUGGGUUACGAAAUGUGGAGAUUCAGAUUUAGCGGAACCAAUUGCUAUAAGGCCAACAUCAGAAACUGUCAUGUAUCCCGCUUAUGCCAAAUGGUUAAAAUCUGAUACUGAACUUCCUCUAAAACUUAAUCAGUGGAACAAUGUAGUGAGAUGGGAGUUUAAAGAUCCAAAACCUUUCUUACGUACAAGAGAGUUUUUAUGGCAAGAAGGACACAGUGCUUUUGCUACUAAAGCUGAAGCUGAUGAAGAAGUUUUGCAAAUUUUGGAUAUCUAUGCUAGCGUGUAUGAAGACUUAUUAGCAGUUCCUGUUGUAAAAGGUCGUAAAACCGAAAAAGAGAAGUUCGCUGGUGGUGAUUAUACGACUACAGUUGAAGCGUUUAUUGCAAUGAGUGGUCGUGGGAUACAAGGAGCAACGAGUCAUCAUCUUGGACAAAACUUUUCUAAAAUGUUUAAUAUUCAAGUAGAAGGUGCUACCGAAAGUGACGAGAAAACAUUUGUUUAUCAGAACUCAUGGGGCUUAACGACACGAACAAUUGGAGUUAUGAUAAUGGUUCAUGGAGAUGACAAAGGUUUAGUACUGCCACCAAACGUAGCUUGUAUUCAAGCUAUUAUUGUACCCUGUGGUAUUACAGCAAACACAACAACUGAACAAAGAGAAUUGUUAUUUACUGAAUGUGACAAAUUAUUAGAUGAACUAUCAAAGGAUAAAAAACUUAGAGUCAAGGCUGAUUAUCGCAAUAAUCGAACCCCAGGUUGGAAAUUUAAUCAUUGGGAAUUAAAAGGUGUGCCUGUAAGGAUCGAAUUAGGUCCAAAAGAUUUAGAAAAGAAUCAGGUUACAUUUGUGCGCAGAGAUAAUUCUGAAAGAGUACUUGCAAACAGAUCAGAAGUACUUACUGCUUUGCGUACAUUAUUGGAUGAUAUACACUCGAAUUUGCUUAAUAAAGCAAGAAAAGAAUUAAAUGAACACAUCAAACGUGCAGAUACUUGGGACGAAUUUUGUUCUGAACUUAAUAAGAAAAAUCUGCUGUUAUCACCAUUCUGUGGAGAACCGUCUUGUGAAGAGAAAAUUAAAGCUAGUAGUGCACGAGACGAUACAGGAGAUGAACCCGGGGCAUUGGCCAUGGGUGCAAAAGGUCUUUGCAUACCAUUUGAACAACCAACCUCGUCAAUACCACUAGAAAAACAAAAAUGUAUUCAUCCUGAUUGUCAAAACAAACCGAAAUUUUAUACACUUUUUGGUCGUAGCUACUGAAAUUUUUUACAAUUAAAAUUGAAUCGCUUAAUGUAAUAAAGUUUAAUUUAAAAAUAUACUUUUAAUAGAUAAUUUAUAAUGUCAUAUCGUUUAUAAUAAUGAUAGGAAAUUACGCGCUCAACGAGGCUAUAAGAACAAACAAUUUUUUAACUUAACAUUGUAGAAAGAGGUCCUUUUAAUACAUUGAUUGAAAAUUUGAAUUUUUCUCUAUUCGAUAAAUGUGGUAUUUGGACAUUUUUCUAUUUAAAAAGUUUGAGAUAAUAAAAGGCAUGCUUUUACAUUUGUUACAAAAUACAAUUUAAAGGGUGAUUUUAUAUUAUUUGAAUAAAAUCGGAUGAAAAAGGUGCAAGUACAUUUACAU
Megachile rotundata (alfalfa leafcutting bee) is the source of this 5554-nucleotide messenger RNA. RefSeq names its product Glutamyl-prolyl-tRNA synthetase (gene GluProRS). Gene Ontology annotation, molecular function: glutamate-tRNA ligase activity; ATP binding; proline-tRNA ligase activity. The record is from RefSeq and is a predicted model, not a curated record. Gene Ontology annotation, biological process: glutamyl-tRNA aminoacylation; translation; prolyl-tRNA aminoacylation. Lineage: Eukaryota; Metazoa; Arthropoda; Insecta; Hymenoptera; Megachilidae. Gene Ontology annotation, cellular component: aminoacyl-tRNA synthetase multienzyme complex; cytoplasm.